Messenger RNA from Scomber scombrus (Atlantic mackerel), 1596 nucleotides. RefSeq names its product creatine kinase, muscle b (gene ckmb). Lineage: Eukaryota; Metazoa; Chordata; Actinopteri; Scombriformes; Scombridae. The transcript is spliced from 9 exons. Bases 92 to 1234 code for a protein of 380 amino acids. Gene Ontology annotation, molecular function: creatine kinase activity. The record is from RefSeq and is a predicted model, not a curated record. Gene Ontology annotation, biological process: phosphocreatine biosynthetic process.
GGGCAACCCUUACAUUUGGUGGACAGGAUCUGAUCCCAGGAUCUGUUACCUCUUUCUUUUCUCCUAAUCAGGCGGAUUAAAAAUUGCAACCAUGGCAAAGAACUGCCACAACGAUUACAAGAUGAAGUUCAGCAUGGACGAUGAGUUCCCUGAUCUGUCCAAGCACAACAACCACAUGGCCAAGUUGCUGACCAAGGAGAUCUAUGGCAAGCUGAGAGGCAAGUCCACCCCCAGUGGUUUCACCGUGGAUGACGUCAUCCAGACCGGUGUUGACAACCCUGGCCACCCCUUCAUCAUGACCGUGGGCUGCGUCGCUGGUGAUGAGGAGUGCUAUGAGGUGUUCAAGGAUCUGCUGGACCCAGUCAUCUCUGACCGUCAUGGUGGAUACAAACCCACCGACAAGCACAAGACCGACCUGAACUUCGAGAACCUGAAGGGUGGUGAUGACCUGGACCCCAACUAUGUGCUGUCCAGCCGUGUGCGUACUGGCCGCAGCAUCAAGGGAUUCACCCUGCCCCCCCACAACAGCCGUGGAGAGCGCAGAGGCAUUGAGAAGCUGUCCAUUGAGGCCCUGGCCAGCCUGGAGGGUGAGUUCAAGGGAAAGUACUACCCCCUGACCGGCAUGAGCGAUGCCGAGCAGGAGCAGCUGAUCGCUGACCACUUCUUGUUUGACAAGCCCGUGUCCCCCCUGCUGACCUGUGCUGGCAUGGCCCGUGACUGGCCCGACGGCAGAGGCAUCUGGCACAACGAGAACAAGAGCUUCCUGGUCUGGGUGAACGAGGAGGAUCACUUGCGUGUCAUCUCCAUGGAGAAGGGAGGCAACAUGAAGGAGGUUUUCAGGCGCUUCUGCGUUGGUCUGCAAAAGAUUGAGGCCAUCUUCAAGAAGCACAACCACGGCUUCAUGUGGAACGAGCAUCUGGGCUACAUCCUGACCUGCCCCUCCAACCUGGGAACUGGUCUGCGUGGUGGCGUGCACGUCAAGCUGCCCAAGCUGAGCACACACGCCAAGUUCGAGGAGAUCCUGACCAGGCUGCGUCUGCAGAAGCGUGGCACAGGUGGUGUGGACACAGCCUCCGUGGGUGGCGUGUUCGACAUCUCCAACGCUGACCGUCUGGGCUCCUCCGAGGUGUAUCAGGUCCAGCUGGUGGUUGAUGGUGUCAAGCUGAUGGUUGAGAUGGAGAAGAAGCUUGAAAAGGGAGAGUCCAUCGAUGGCAUGAUCCCCGCCCAGAAGUAAAGAGGACAGACACCCAAUGACUGAAUUGACUGUCUGUGUUUGUUUUUUUUUAUAUUAUGAAAAAAAUGAACAGGUAGCCUCGGUGUAAAGUUAUUUUACUGGUUCCGGCCAUUUGGCUACUUCCUGCUUACUUCUUUCCGUCAAGACGACACUCCACCUUUCUUUCUUUCCUUUUCCUGCUUGUUCUUCCUUCUUAUUUCCUGUCACUUUAAUCAUCUCUUUACCCCCCCCUCCCCCAUCUUCUCUUUAACAUCCUGGGAUCAAUCAAUGCAUAGUCUGGUCAUGGCUAUGUGUAUGCACCGAAAGUGUUUAAUUGUAAAUUAUAUCCAGACAAUUAAAUGAAGCCCCAUGUAAAAAUCAAA